CGGACAUCAUCACAUACAGUGCAUCUUGAACUGACUUGGUUUUAAAUUCACAUUUAUUUUCAUAAAAUUAGAGCUGGACAUACAAGAGAAAGGAUGGAAGCAAGCAACAAUGGAGCAGGAAAGAGAGCUGAUGAUGAAGCUGACUCUAUAAAUAAAAACAAGACACCAGAUACAACAAAGGAUUCCAAAUCACCCUCCACUGUCAAAGGUCAACCUACAAAUUCCAAAACAGAUCAGGAAAAUGCUAUUAAGCCAAAACUCCAAAUUAUGUUCAACACAUUUACAGUCAAGAAUGGUGAAGAAAUUAAAAUUGAGAUCCCAGUGGUUGGGCAGCCAGCACCAAAGAUUGAAUGGAAAAGAGGAGAUCAGGCAGUCAAAGAAACAUCAAGGCUGAAUAUUUUAAAUACACCUUUGCAAACAGUUCUUCAUAUUAGACAUGCUGCCAGAGAGCACUCUGGUCAGUACUCAAUUGAAGCCAGCAAUAGUGCUGGAAAAUUUAUAGGAGAAAUCAAUGUAGUUGUUCUUGAAAAGCCUGACUCACCAACAGGACCAGUGAAGAUUGACGAGAUUAGUUCUGACUUUGUCACCAUCUCUUGGGAGCCACCAGAAUACACAGGAGGCUGCCAGCUAGACAACUACAUAGUGGAAAAACGUGAAACUACAAGUACAGAAUGGCAGAUUGUGUCAGCAACAACAGUAAGAACCACAAUCAAAGUGACCAAGCUGAAGACUGGAAGUGAAUACCAAUUCAGAGUGUUUGCAGAAAACCGCUAUGGGAAGAGCACAGCAAUUACCUCUCCUAUUGUAAUUGCACAAUAUCCGUUUAGUGUGCCCACUGCUCCCUGUACCCCUUUUGUGUCCACAGUGACUAAGUACAGUAUGGUGGUUGAAUGGGAGCCUCCGGCCAAAGAUGGAGGCAGCCCCAUCAUUGGUUAUCACCUUGAACGCAAAGAAAGGAACAGCAUCUUAUGGACUAAACUGAACAAGCUUGUUAUAUCUGAUACUCGCUUCAAAACAACCGGACUUGAGGAAGGUAUUGAGUAUGAAUUUAGAGUUUAUGCUGAGAAUAUUGCUGGACUCAGUCCAUCAAGCAGGAUAUCUGAAUGCUAUGUUGCAAGAGACCCCUGUGAUCCACCUGGUAAACCUGAAGCUGUUGUUGUUACAAGAGAGAAUAUCACAAUUAAGUGGGCAAAACCAAGGUAUGAUGGUGGAAGCACAAUUACAGGCUAUGUUGUUGAAAAGAAGGAGCUCCCAGAUAACAGAUGGAUGAAGGCAAACUUCACUAAUGUUAUUGAAACAGAGUUUACAGUCACAGGCCUGACAGGAGGUCAGAGUUACGAGUUUAGAGUAACAGCUAAGAAUGGUGCUGGUGUUUGGAGCGCGCCCUCUGAAAGUAUAACAGUAAUUGCUCAGGAUUUAAUUGAAGGGCCCACUGUUAGGAUUGACCCUAAAUUCAAAACCAGUAAUAUUGUUCAGGCUGGUGAGACUUUCAUUAUUGAGGCUGAUUACUUUGGAAAACCCCUCCCUGAAGUUGUAUGGAUGAAAGACGGAAAGGAAAUUGACAAAGUUACACCAAGAAUGGAAGUCAAAACUACCCUCACACAUACAACUCUGACUAUGAGGGACUGCACCCGAGUGGAUGGGGGUCACUUUAUGUUGAGUCUCACUAACAUUGGUGGCACUACAACCACCCCACUUCAUGUGAAGGUUCUGGACAAACCUGGUCCUCCAGAUGGAUCUCUAAAAGUGAAAGUUGUUAGUGCAGAGAAGUGUAAUCUCCAUUGGAACCCCCCUGUAAAUGAUGGUGGUGCCAGCAUUUCCCACUACAUCAUUGAAAAAAGAGAGACCAGUCGUGUCACUUGGACGGGAGUUGACUCUCAAGUUGAAGCUGUCAGUUACAAAGUGACAAAACUGGUGCCUGGAAAAGAAUACAUAUUCAGAAUUGCUGCGGUGAAUAAAUUUGGUGUUGGUGAAUUUCUGGAAUCAGAACCCUUUAUUGCAGAAAAUCCUUUUAAAACACCCAGUGCUCCUUCAACCCCCAUAGUGAGUGCUGUCACUGGAGACUCUAUAGUAUUAACCUGGGAAAGACCUGAGAGUGAUGGAGGCUCAGAAAUUGAUGGCUAUAUCCUUGAGAAACGAGACAAAGAAGGAGUCAGGUGGACUAAAUGCAACAAAAGAAGACUUAAUGACUUGCGUUUCAGAUGCACAGGGCUGACAGAAGGACAUUAUUAUCAGUUUAGAAUAUCAGCAGAAAAUGCUGCUGGCGUGGGUGCACCCAGUGAGCCCAGUGAGUAUAUUAAAGUAUGCGAAGCUACUUACCCACCUGGCCCCCCAACCAACCUCAAAGUGACAGGCCAUUCCAGGAGUACAGUUUCACUUACCUGGUCAAAGCCCAUUUAUGAUGGUGGAGCAGAAAUCAGUGGAUUUGUAGUUGAGAUGAAGGAAACAGCAGAAGAUGAGUGGAUCACAUGCACAUCAAGUACAGGUGUAGAUGACACAAGCUACACAGUUAAAAGACUUAGAGAGAACGCACAGUACAAUUUUCGUGUUUGUGCAAUUAAUGCUUCUGGAACUGGAGAGUAUGCAGAGCUGCCUGAGUCUGUGGUAGCAGCUGAAAAAUUGGAGGCUCCUGAGAUUGAGUUGGAUGCUGCCUUGAGGAAGAUUGUGAAUGUUCGAGUCUGUUCCACAUUACAUUUAUGUGUUAACAUCAGAGGAAAUCCAGAGCCUGAGGUCAAAUGGUCAAAAGAAGGGGGUGUUCUGAGCGAGCGUGCUCAGAUUGAGGUAACAAGUUCCUACACUGUGUUAAUGAUCGAAAAUGUCAAUAGAAAUGACACAGGAAAGUAUGUGUUGAUUGCUGAGAAUUGCAAUGGCUCUAAGUCAGCAUUCAUCAAUGUCAGAGUACUAGACUCCCCCAGUGCACCAACACAGUUAGAGGUGAAGGAUGUAAAACGAGACUCUGUGUCACUUUCUUGGGAGGCACCUGUUAUUGAUGGAGGAUCAAAGAUUUCACACUACAUAGUUGAGAAGCGAGAGGAAGCUAGGAAAGCAUUCACAAGUGUCUGCAGCAAUUGUGUGAGGAACUCAUACAAGAUUGACAAUCUCCAGGAAGGAUGUUUUUAUUAUUUCCGUGUCCUAGCUGUAAAUGAAUAUGGAACUGGACAACCAGCAGAGACCGCUGAGCCUGUUAAAGUGUCUGAGAUUCCUCUACCUCCUGGGAAAAUCACACUCUGUGAUGUUACUGCCAGUAGUGCAAGACUCAGCUGGGAAAAACCUGACCAUGAUGGAGGAAGUAAAAUCACAUGUUAUAUUGUAGAAAUGCAAACUAAAGAAGAGGAAGGAUGGACAACAUGCUCAGAGAGUAGAGCCUUAGAGGUGACAGUUACUGGACUGACAAGAGGAAAGGAAUACUUUUUUAGAGUUUGUGCUGCAAAUGAAAAGGGGAGGAGUGAACCAAAGUCCUUGUUGGCACCUGUUAUUGUCAAGGACAAUAGCACAGGACCUGUUAUCAAUUUGCUGUGUAACACAUUCAGUGUUAAAGCAGGAAAUGAUUUAAAAAUAGACGUUCCAUUCAAAGGUACCCCACAGCCAACAGUAUCAUGGGCGAAGGAUGGCAACAUGCUGAAAGAGACAAGUAGGGUAAAUGUGCUCACAUCAGACACGUCAUCUCAGAUCACUAUCAAAGAUGCAGCCAGGAUAGAUGUUGGUAUCUAUGAAGUGAUAGUGACAAACUCAGUUGGAACUACAUCUGCUGAAAUUAUUGUUAAUGUUUUUGAAAGGCCUGGGCCACCAUGUGAAUUUAAUGUGGAUGAAGUGAGUGCUGACUUUGUGACACUGUCAUGGCAACCACCAAAUUACACAGGUGGAUGUCAAAUCAGCAAUUAUGUUGUUGAGAAGAGAGAUAUAGGGAGCACAGUAUGGCAGACAGUAUCAGCCACAGUUGCAAGAACAUCAAUUAAAAUUUCUCGUCUGACACAGGGCACUGAGUAUCAGUUCCGUAUUGCUGCUGAGAAUCGUUAUGGCAAGAGCCCUUUUGUUGAGUCUGAACCUGUUGUUGCUCAGUAUCCCUUCAAGCCUCCUGGUCCGCCAACUGACCUUCAAGUUGUUAAUGCCACAAAGUCUGUCAUGGUGAUUGCAUGGAGCAAGCCAGAGAGUGAUGGUGGAAGCCCUAUCAUUGGUUACCAUAUUGAAUGCAAGGAUCAGAGCAGUAUUCUAUGGACAAAGUUGAACAGAAGUCCAGUUACAGAAAAACAGUUCAAGGUAACAAGUGUUGAAGAAGGUCUUGUAUAUGAGUACCGGGUCUGUGCUGAGAAUAUAGCUGGUGUUGGACCCUGCAGUAAAGCAUCUGAGCCUGUCGCAGCAAGAGACCAGUGUCAACCCCCACGCAACCUCACAGUCACUAAUAUAACCAAUGAAUCAGUCUCACUCUCAUGGGAUAAACCUGAAUAUGAUGGUGGAGCUAAAAUAACAGGUUAUAUUGUUGAGCGUAAAGAGCUGCCAGAAAGCUGCUGGCUUAAAUGCAACUUCACCAAUUUGCUGGAUACUUUCUUUGAAGUAAGUGGCCUCUCAGAAGGUGAGCAGUACGAUUUUCGUGUUACAGCAAAAAAUUCAGCUGAGCUUUUAAGUGCACCCUCUGAAAAUACUGGACCUAUUACAGUACAGCAUGAUGUAGAGCCACCCAAGAUUACCAUGGAUGACAAAUUUAGACAGGUGGUUGUAGUCAAAGCAGGAGACCUCCUAAGAAUAGAUGCUGACAUCUCUGGCCGCCCAAACCCUACAGUUUCAUGGCUGAAGAAUGGCAGAAUGAUUGGUACCAAGGGAAGAGUUGAGAUGACUAUAACAAAGAUGCAUACAUCUCUACUUAUCAGAGAAUGUGUUAGGAAAGACUCUGGACAGUAUACACUAACAGUACAGAAUACAGGUGGUACUUUAUCUAAAGUUGUCACUUGCAAAGUCCUGGACAGGCCUGGUCCACCUGCUGGACCCCUGCAAGUAUCUGGACUUUCAGCUGAAAAAUGCACCCUAUCAUGGGGACCCCCUCUGGAAAAUGGCGGAGCUGAGAUUAUGAAUUACAUUGUUGAGAAAUGUGAAACAAGCCGUGUAUCAUGGACUCUUGUAUAUGGUGACAUGAUGGCAACUACUUGCAAAGUCACAAAGCUGCUCAAAGGAAAUGAAUAUUUGUUUAGGGUGAGGGCAGUGAACAUUUAUGGAGAGGGUGAAACUUUGGAGAGUGAACCGAUCAAGGCAAUGGAUCCUUACACUGUCCCAUCUGCUCCAACUGAUGUUGAAGUCACAAGUGCAACUGCAGAUUCCAUGACCAUCUGCUGGAAGAGACCCGACUCUGAUGGCGGUAGCCGAAUCAGUGGUUACAUCAUUGAGAAUAGGGAGAAGCAAGGCAUUCGCUGGAAACGUGUGAACAAGAAGGCUGUCUAUGACUUGCGGGUUAAAGCGUCUGGCCUUCAUGAGGGGUGUGAAUAUGAGUUCAGAGUCUUUGCUGAGAAUGCUGCUGGGCUUAGUGAACCCAGUAACCCAUGCCCAUUAACCCUGGCAGAGGAUCCCAAGUUUCUACCUUCUCCUCCUGCAAAGCCCACCAUAAUAGAUUCGUCAAAGUCCUCCAUAACGUUGUCAUGGAACAAGCCACUGUUUGAUGGUGGAGCUGCCAUCACUGGGUACAAAGUAGAAUUCAGGAAAUCCACAGAGGAAGACUGGACAGUUGGUGUUAACAAUACAGAUAAAACUGAUUUUACUGUAAAUGGACUCACAUCUGGGAUUGAAUAUGUGUUUAUUGUCAGAUCCAUAAACAAGAUAGGCAUCAGUGAGCCCAGUCCUGAAACAGAUGCCCAAGUUGCCAUGGACAGAGAGGAGGAACCCAGGUUUGACAUUAGUCCUGAGAUGAGAAAGACUCUGCUGGUUAAAGACGGUGGCUCUUUUACUCUGACUUUACCUUUUACUGGCAAACCUGUUCCCAAUGUGACAUGGGAAAAAGCAAAUGUGGAUCUGAGAGUCAGGGGACUGAUUAACACCACCAGCUCUGUUACUUCUAUCACAGUAGAAGGGGCAACACGGGACGACUCAGGCAAAUACAUGGUCAAGCUGCGAAAUGUUGCUGGAAAUGCAUCUUUGACCCUGAAUGUGAGAGUUCUGGAUUCACCUGGUCCUCCAACUCACAUAGUGGUUAAGGAUGUGACCAAAAAUUCUGCCACUGUUACUUGGGACAUCCCUGAGAAUGAGGGAGGGGCUCCGGUCAAGAACUACUAUGUGGACAUUCGGGACAUCAGCAGAACAGGAUGGACAAGACUUACUGACAAAUGCCACCGGCUGUCGUAUAGAGUGUCAGACCUGGAGGAGGGAGGAAUCUACUUCUUCAGAAUCACUGGUGAAAAUGAGUAUGGGAUAGGUGUCCCAGCAGAGACCAAAGAAGGAACCAAAAUGAGAGAUACAACAGAGUGGGACACAAAUCCAGGAGCUUAGUUUGUUUCCUUCCAACUGCUGAGUUACUCCACUCCUGAGCUUCCUGAAUGAGAUCAUCUAUAUCCAGUUUUGUUCAAUGCUUUUCUAGGGAUAUAAAUAUAAGGAUUUUUCUUUUUUUUUUUAAAUGUUCAUUUGUAGCAUCAAUUAUUCAGUGCCCUGUGAAUGAUCAUCCAAAACUUCUUUUGUAGUUGUAUUACUGUUUUUUUCCUUACCAUUUGUAUGCAACUAGUCUAAUUUCUGAGAUUGAUUUCUGCACUAGAUUCAUUUUUUUCUUGUUCAAAAUAAAAAUUACAUUGCUAGAAAUGUAUAAUAAACACUUUAUUAGAUGUGUACUUACUACACAUACUUUUGAUUUAUCAUUUAUUUUAAUUAUAUUACUCAAGUUUCCCUUUUUUAUAUAUUAUCACAUACAAUCUACUAUGUUAAAUCAUUUUUCAUUUGAAAUAGUUGUGGCUGUGUAUUGCUGGAAGUUUUGCAAUAAGCUAUUAAAAGAAGCUGACUUAAAGGCAGACUAUUUUCAUUAACACUGUAAACAUUUUUCAGGAAGAGUCCUGAAUACAUUUCACAUUUUGGAUUCCAAAUUGAACAAAUAGAAGAGUAGAAAGGGUCUCAAUAGAUCAAAAUUAAACAGCCAGAAACAAGUCAGAGGCACACUGAUACAAAAAUAAAAGUGCUUCAUUAGCCAUUGGGACACCAUCACUUGCAUGUUUCAACUAUGCACUCUUCAACAGGGCAUAGAUUGAUCCUUUGUGCCUUUUUGUUGAUAAUGAGUAUCUUUAUUUUCACACUAAACAUCAACCUUUAACUUUUUUAAAUAGUAAUUUAUAGUGACAUAUACUUUGUGUUUUCUGUAAAAAAAAAAUUAAGGCACAAAUGACCAAAACAGUGGAAGAAUUUAAUAGCACAGACCAUGAUGAAACUUACACCACAUGCUUGGAUGGGUUUGUUAUGUCCUGUUAUACUUGGGCAAAGUGUAAAAAUAAAAUCCUGCCUGUCAGUGUCUAAUUAUUGCCAUGUGUCAGGAUAAUUAUUAAAGGGGUUUUCCUUGCGUCAGUUUUGAGAAUAUACAUGCACAAGUUAUUACCACUGAUGGAAUGUGAUUUAAAUAUGGGAAUGGUAUUCCUACAAACAAUACAGUCACAAACCUAGA
Molecule: messenger RNA, 7618 nt
Organism: Sphaeramia orbicularis (orbiculate cardinalfish)
Lineage: Eukaryota; Metazoa; Chordata; Actinopteri; Kurtiformes; Apogonidae
Product: titin-like
Exons: 4
Coding region: 94-6468 (2124 amino acids)
Biological process (GO): sarcomere organization; cardiac muscle tissue development
Cellular component (GO): M band
Molecular function (GO): structural constituent of muscle; protein binding
Source: RefSeq, a predicted model, not a curated record